Megalopta genalis is the source of this 3213-nucleotide messenger RNA. The record is from RefSeq and is a predicted model, not a curated record. NCBI's taxonomy places the organism in Eukaryota, Metazoa, Arthropoda, Insecta, Hymenoptera, Halictidae.
ACAAUUCGAUCACAAUAAUCACCCAUUACGAAAUCGACCGGAACGUAUAGGAAUAUGGCUCUCAAGUUACGUUUAUGGUGGAGCUGCGGCGAAUGUCAUGAGGAGAAAUAUGGCACAUCUAGUGUACAGUGUGCUACUUCUGGCGUCGUUCCUCGCCACGCCGACGGAAUCCCAAACGCUGCUAGAAACGCUGAAGAGCUUCGGGCCGCCGGCAGAGGCCUUGAACAGAGCCGAUCCUAACAACAAGAUAUACGACUUCAUCAUAGUAGGCGCCGGUUCCGCUGGCUCUGUUCUUGCCAAUCGUCUCUCGGAGAACAAGAAAUGGAACGUGCUGCUCCUGGAGGCGGGGGGUACAGAGACGCUGCUUCACCAGAUCCCGAUCCUCGUCUCGUACUUUCAACAGUCGAACUACAACUGGGGCUAUAACGUGGAGCCGCAGAAGAACGCCUGUCUGGGGAUGAUCAACCAUCAGUGCUCUUGGCCGCGGGGCAAAGUUCUAGGUGGCACCAGCACGCUCAAUUACAUGAUCCAUACGAGGGGGAACAGGCUCGAUUAUGAUAUCUGGGCCGCACUGGGUAACGAGGGCUGGUCUUACAACGAAAUCCUGCCUUAUUACAUAAAGAGCGAGAAAUUCAACGUGCCAGGUAUUUGGGCAGAUGAUAGCGACGAAGAAGAAUUAUCUGCCAGACCAUCGUUUAAAACUUUUGAUAAAGGACCAAAGAAUUAUACAGCUCCUGUUAAUUUCGUGGCAGGUGGUAUUCAACAAGCAGGAAAACCAAAAGAAGAGGAGGAGAAAGACGAAGAUGAUAGUGAUAAUGAAAAUACAAGUAAAUCGCAGAGAGAAUAUCCAAAUAGCUCUAGUUCUGAAGAUGAACGACCAAGCAUGGCACCGUUACGUGCAACCUUUUCUAUGAAUACCGAUGGAGACAUCGCUGGCUUACGUAGGAAAAAAAGUAAAGUGAAUCCCCUGCUCAUGCAAAGCGGAAUGGGUAGUUGGGAAGUUCAUACGAAAGGUAUUGGAGCAAAACUACUAUUACAGAUGGGUUUCGAACCUGGCAAAGGAUUGGGUAAGCAAUUGCAAGGUAUAAGUGCUCCAGUGGAAGUACAUCUGAGAAAAGGGAGAGGUGCCAUCGGUGCUUAUGGUCCAGAAAAAUGUCCAAAAGUGCCAGAAAAGAAAAAGGAAGAUGAUUUAGAGGAAGGGAAAGAUUCUAAGGGCAAGCUAUCACAGUGGCGAAAAGGAGACAGUAGUGCAACAAAGAAGAAAGUGAAAUAUGUUUAUCGAAGUGUAGAUCAGGUUUUGGAAGAUGGAAAAUUGAAACCUAAUAAGAAAGUGAGGGUAUCGAAUGAAAUGAGUAGAGUUAAGGUUAUAGACAUGACUGGUCCAGAACAAAGAAUCCUUAGUGGAUAUCACGCAAUAGCUGGAGGUCAGCAGAGACCCGAUGAAAACGUUGUAAUUACUGACAAGAAAUCCAAAGUUAAUUUUGCUCUACCAGAGCUUCAGCAUAAUUUGAAUAUACUUGUAGAUAUGUGUGAACAAGAUAUUAUACAAAACGAUAGACGCACAAGGCAUUUGAGUGAUAGAGUGGUUGCAUUGGAAGCAGAAAAGAAAAGUAUAUCGAAAGUUAUAGAUCAUCACGGUCAACUCAUCGAUACUUUAGAAAAUGUGUUAGAAAUUGUAGACAGGUUAAUGGAUGAAACCAAUCAGUUGUCUUUACAAGAAACUGCCGAAGCCUUCAAAGAUUUGCAAGAUAAGUACUACGAGGAAUAUAAAUUGUACGAGCUUGGCGAAUUGGCCAGUAGUUUUGUCGGUCCCAAGAUAAAGGAUUGCUUAGCCAGUUGGAAUCCCACAAUGCAACCAAAGCAACCUAUCAAAUUGUUUGAACAGUGGAAGAGUAUUCUGGAAAGUGGUACCACUACGCUUCAAACAAGAACUAUGCAUCCAUAUGAUCAACUAGUUUGGAACGCAUGGAUGCCAUCGAUUAGAGGCGCCAUUCAGCAGUGGGCUUGUAGACAGCCAGAUCCGCUUAUUGAAUUAAUAGAAAUAUGGAUGCCGUUGCUACCAGGUUGGAUACUGGAAAAUAUUUUAGAUUUAUUGAUUCUUCCAAAGCUUACUUUGGAAGUGGAAGAAUGGAAUCCUCUUACAGACACUGUGCCUAUCCACACGUGGAUUCAUCCUUGGCUACCAUUAUUACGGAACCGUUUGGACACCUUAAUAUAUCCAAUAAUCCGCCGUAAACUGGGUUCUGCAUUAGGUGGUUGGCAUCCAUCCGACAGAUCUGCAAGAUUAAUGCUGCAACCAUGGGCCAACGUCUUUGCAAAGGGAGAUAUGGAAGCCUUCCUAGUUAAGAAUAUAAUUCCAAAACUGCAAAUAGCGCUCUCAGAGUUCGUCAUAAACCCGCACCAGCAACACUUGGAUCAGUGGAACUGGGUAUACGAGUGGAAAGAACUGAUUCCAACUCAUAUAAUGGCCAGCUUAAUGGACAAGUUCUUCUUCCCGAAAUGGUUACAAGUUUUGGCCUUAUGGUUGAAUCAUUCCCCCAACUAUGAUCAAGUCACAAACUGGUACAUGGGUUGGAAAGGCAUGCUAAGUGAGAAAAUGCUCUCGGAACCACUAGUAAAAGAGCAUUUCAAGAAAGCGUUGGACUUGAUGAAUAGAGCAGUCAGCGGGCCACAGAGUCACCAACCGGGAGCAAUGGAGCAAGUUUCGUAUCUGACAAGCUUAGAAAGAACUCAACCCACAAUGUCGCAGAUGCCAGCAAAUGCUCAGCCAAGGAUGGAGAGGCUCGCAGAGGCAGUGAGAACAGCAUCGCAAAUUCCUCAAGGCUUCAAGGACCUCGUGCAGAAGAAGUGCGAGGAAAGAGGCAUCCUAUUCAUGCCAAUACCAAAUCGCUACAGAGAAGCGAAACAAGUAUACAAAGUGGGCAACGUGCAAGCCUACAUAGACGGCAACGUCUUAUUCGUGUGCCACAACGGCAUGAAUUGGCUGCCGACGCAUUUAAACGCACUGUUAGAUAUGUCUGAACUUUAGGCACAAUCGAAUUCUAGGUCUAGAAAGUAGUUAGCAUACAUGUAAUUAUUUAUUGUAUCUAUAUUGUAAAGUAUUCUGUAAGAAACAUUGAAAGUUGCAUUAUGUACAUUGCACAUAGUUUGUAAAACGAUUGACAUGUUUUGUACGGUCCAUGCUGUAUAAUAAAUUAUUAUACCAGCAUACUA